AUGAGCCCCCAACCGUUACUCCCUGCGGACAAAGUCCUCGCCGUUGCCGCUGCAUUGCGAACCGACGGUAAAACGCCGCACCUCACACACGGCACAGAGGACAAGCCAAUCCAGCUGGGCCAGACGCAGAUUUUUGCCGUGCGUUUCGAGGACAGCGACACUUGGGCUGUUCGCAUCCCCAUCCACCAGGAUGGCACGCUUUCGCCGAGCUUCAUCGCGGAUUUAGUCCAAGACGAGGUUGACACCCUCCUCAAGCUCAACGAAGCUGGCUUCCGCUGGGCACCCAAGCUCAUCGGCUCGGAUUCCAGCUUCGACAAUCCACUCGGCCGCCCGUACAUGGUCGUGAACUGGCUUCCGGGUGUCGCAUUGGAAUGGUCAUCCGCGCUCGCCGCCGAAAAGAGACAAAAGGUCCUUUGCCAGCUUGCCGAUAUUCAGCUAAAUUUGGCGCAAUGCACUUCUGAAUCGCGUUCAAGUGAUUUGGCCCAACGUCACCUCAUGGACAUUAUCGGCAGCAAAGUAUCACGCGUGAUGAACGGGACACUCCCUGAAGUCGACCUCCGUAGUUGCUUCGUCCUUCGAGCCUUAGUUCGGAAAGCUGUUCGCGCGGAGUCGCCGCUUUUCGCGCUGACUCACAGCAACCUGGCGGCGCACAAGAUCAUUGUAGACUCCGACUACAACAUUACAGGGGUUGUCGAUUGGAAACUCGCUCGGUUCCGGCCCCUGGAGGUAGCCUUGAAAUGGCCGCGCCUGCUCGCCGUGGGGCGUGAUGUGGCGGACUCCUCAUCGCCCAAAGACAAUACCUCCGUUGAAUCUGUUCUGCCAUAUCCUGAGCUCGCAGCCGAUCGUCAAGUCUUCUUAUCUCACUUGUCUUCUCUUGCUUCGUCGGAUUCGGCUCACUCUUCUCUCGCCGCGUCUAUGAACUCGAUCCUGACAGAUCCCGUCGUCGACUGGAAGAAUCUGAUUAUCGAUUCCUGCUUCAGCAAGGGCCUUCAUAGGUGGAUGGCUGAGCGAUCGUGGCUGAUCAAGGGUCUAGGCCAUGAUGUGGAACUCAUUGUUCAGGAUCCGGCAAAUCGGGCUGUCGACGCCGAGAUCGACAAUUUUCUCCGCAGCGAGCAUGAGGGGGCGUUUACUCGUGACGAGCUUGUUGAAAUGUGCAAGAGCAAGUGA
This is a messenger RNA of Purpureocillium lilacinum, 1167 nucleotides long. RefSeq lists its product as uncharacterized. The record is from RefSeq and is a predicted model, not a curated record. NCBI's taxonomy places the organism in Eukaryota, Fungi, Ascomycota, Sordariomycetes, Hypocreales, Ophiocordycipitaceae.